CAAAGUACCUUUCAACUACAGAGUCAACGACCAUGGCCGACGCUCUCAUCUCCACUGUUGUCGAGCAGCUGAUCAACAUCCUGAAGCACCAAGCCCAGGAGCUAAAAAGAGCUUUGGGUGUGGAGAAGGAGAUCGCAAACCUCUCAUCAAAGCUCGAGAAUAUCAGGGAGGUAUUGGAUGAUGCAGAGAAGAGAAGCUUUAAGGAUAAGGGCAUCAAGCUCUGGAUCCAAAAUAUCCAAGACUUCUGCUACCAAGUGGACGAUGUUCUGGAUGAGUGGAGAACCAGAACUCUGAGACAACAGAUCGAGAGCCCCGAGGCAAGUCGCAGCUCUUUCCUGCCUUCGCGUUCCAAAUUCAAAAGGUUUGUUAUGCAUCGAGACAUCGCCAAGAAAAUAAAGGAGCUUGAUUCAACACUUGAUCGGAUUACGAAAGAGAAAGAUCAGUUCAGAUUUGAUUAUGCAUCUAUAACACACACUUCUGCAGCAUCACACUCUGAUCAGGAAUUGAUGCGAGUCACCACUGCGUUUGAUGUGGAUGCGUCACAUAUUCAAGGUAGGAAAUCCGAUGCCAGUGCUUUAAUAAGCAAGUUACUGGAGAAUCCUGGAGAAGAAGAAGCAAGAAAUGGGCCUCAUGUGAUUUCCAUAGUGGGCACGGGAGGGAUAGGGAAAACUACCCUUGCUCAACUAGUCUUUGAGGAUGAACAGAUCAAGACUCAUUUUGGGGAUGAAAGGGUGUGGAUUUGUGUUUCCGACCCCUUUGACCAGAUCAAGAUUGCAAAAGCCAUUGUUGAGUCAAUCACUAAAAGCUCCACGGAUCUGUCCCAACUCCAACUCUUACUGGAAAAGAUCAAAAGCACUUUGUCUGGGAAAAGGUUCCUACUUGUGAUGGAUGAUGUGUGGACAGAGCAGUCUGCGAAGUGGGAGCCAUUGAAGAACUCUCUCAAGGAUGGACUCCCCGGGAGCAGAAUCUUGGUGACCUCUAGGAAAGAGAGGGUUGCUAAAAUGAUGGGAAGUGUGUAUCUGCAUCAGUUGGAUCUAAUAUCUGACUCCGAAGCUUGGUUGUUGUUUAGCAGGAUAGCAUUUUCUGGGAGAAGCGAAGAGGAUUGUGAGAAACUGAAAGAUAUUGGUCACAAAAUUGCUCAAAAGUGCAAAGGAUUGCCACUUGCUGUUAAGGUCAUGGGAAGCCUGCUAUGUUUCAAACACACUAGAGAUGAUUGGCAAAAUGUUUUAGACAAUAAAAUUUGGGAGUCGGAUGAAGUGGUAACAGAACUCUUCCCUCAUUUGUAUCUAAGCUACAAUGAUUUGACCCCAAACAUGAAGCAAUGUUUCUCAUACUGUGCUGUCUUUCCCAAAGAUUAUAAAAUGAAGGUAGAUAUGCUCAUCAGAAUUUGGAUGGCACAAGGUUAUGUGACGAUGGAAUCAAAAGGCAGGGAGUUAUUUCGGGGUUUAGCAAUGCGCUCUUUCUUCCAAGAUUUGAAGAAAGAUGACAUGGAUUCCAACAUUAUCAAAUCUUGCAAAAUGCAUGACAUAGUGCAUGAUUUUGCCCAGUUUCUUACUAGAAAUGAAUGCUACAAUAUUGACCAGCAUGAGGAUAAGGUUGGAUUUAAAAAUCUACGUCAUCUUCAGUCAUGGCAGGACACUGGUAGGAAUAUGAAUCUCCCUUCCAUUUGUGAUAUUGGAAAACUUCGUAGCUUUUUUGCUAAAGACCUUUCUCCUGCACAACUUACUCUUGAUUUGUUUAAUGGUCUGAAAUCUGUGAGAGUAUUAAGUUUGCAUGGUUGUGAAUUGGAAAAACUCCCAAAGAAGAUAGGAAAUUUGAUUCAUCUAAGGUACAUUGAUCUAAGUGCGAGUGUUGUAAAUGAGUUACCAGAUGCAGUUUGUUCUUUAUAUAACUUGCAAACUUUAGAUCUUAAAAGAUGUGGGAAUUUUUCAAGACUGCCAGAUGGGAUUGGAAAUUUGCGUCAACUAAGGUACAUUGAUUUAACUUGGAGCGAACUAGAGACGUUGCCCGAUACAAUUUGUUCUUUGGAGAACUUGCAAACUUUAGAUCUUAAAGGUUGUGAGCAAUUUUCUAGACUGCCAGAUGGGAUUGGAAAUUUGCGUCAACUAAGGUACAUUGAUUUAAGUUGGAGCAAAGUUAAGACGUUGCCCGAUACAAUUUGUUCUUUGGAGAACUUGCAAACUUUAGAUCUUGAAGGUUGUAAGCAAUUUUCUAGACUGCCAGAUGGUAUUGGAAAUUUGCGUCAACUAAGGUACAUUAAUUUAAGUUGUAGCGAAGUAGAGACGUUGCCCGAUACAAUUUGUUCUUUGGAGAACUUGCAAACUUUAGUUCUCAGAAGAUGUGAGUAUUUUUCUAGACUACCUGAAGGGAUUGGAAAUUUGAUAAACUUGAGACACCUUAAAAUCAGAGGCAGCAAUAGGCUGGAGAUGAUGCCCCCAGGUAUCGCAAAGCUAACUCAGCUUUGUAGUUUAAGUGGGUUUAAGGUGGGGAAAGAGUCAAGUAAGUUGGGAUACAUGGAGAAGCUGAACCAACUCAAAGGGAAUCUGUCCAUAUUUUUUUUGUGCGAUCUGAAUAACGCAGCAGAUGUGGAGGAAGCAGAGAAAGCAGAAUUGAGAAACAAGAAGCACAUCAAAGAAUUGUGUUUGAAUUUCAGUGAUGGAGUCGAUGUGGGAAUAGAUGUGAUGGAAGCUCUGAAACCACCUCCGGAACUGCAAACCUUGGAACUUAUUGGGUACGGAGGAAUCCACCUCCCUUCCUGGAUUUUACUGUCCCUUGAUAAUCUACGGAAUCUUGAAAUCUGGAAUUGGGUAAAUUGUUCAUCUUUGCCUCCAUUAGGCAAACUGCCUUCUCUGGAGACUCUUUUGAUAGCGGGAAUGAAAGAGCUAAGAUAUGUAGGGAGUGAGUUUUUGGGAGUAGUAGAAGUAGGUGGUGUUGCUUUUCCAAAGCUGAAGACAUUGCAGUUCUACGAGUGUAACGAGUGGGAGGAGUGGGAAGACUUGAAAGAAGAAGCAACAAUAAUAAUAAUGCCAUGCAUCAGGGAGUUGGUACUAUCUGAUUGCAGGAAACUUAAGACAGUGCCACAUCACCUCUUAAGUAGGCUGCAGGAGUCUUUGAAGAUCGUCAGCUGUCCGGGAGUCAGUGUGGGAAUAGAUGCUCAGAAACCACCUCUGGAACUGCAAACCUUGGAACUUACUACGUUCGGAGGAAGCCACUUCCCUUCCUGGAUUACACUGUUCCUUAAUCUUCGGAUUUUUAAAAUCAUUGGGUGCUUCAAUUGUUCAUCUUUGCCUCCAUUAGGCAAACUGCCUUUUCUGGAGACUAUUUUCAUAGGCGGAAUGAAAGAGCUAAGAUAUGUAGGGAGAGAGUUUUUGGGAGUAACAGAAGUAGGUGGUGUUGCGUUUCCAAAGCUGAAGAAAUUGGAGUUCUACCAGUGUUGCGAGUGGGAGGAGUGGGAAGACUUGAAAGAAGAAGCAACAAUAAUAAUAAUGCCAUGCAUCAGGGAGUUGCUACUAUUUCAUUGCGAAAAACUUAAGACAGUGCCACAUCACCUCUUAAGUAGGCUGCAGGAGUCUUUGAAGAUCUUCCACUGUCCGCUUCUCAAAGUUGAAUAGAUCGAGUCAAAUAUGUGACACUCCACAUGCCGAUCAGGUGUCAAAAUGGUGAUGUCAUCAUGCUUUCAGGUAAGGCCUCGGCUUCUACUGGAUGGAAGUCGUGGUAACCUUAUGGUUACGAAGUUAUCAGUCCGACCAACUUGAUCAUUUGAGCAAAAAUUAUCAAGUUUAUCUCUUUUACAAUUUGAAUCUCUACUACUUUAUAUAUUUUUUCGGCUUGAUGUGAAGGUGUGAACUAAACAUAUCUUGAGUUUUGUUAUACGAAUUUGUAAUUAUGAAAGUGUGUUUUAAUAAUUUGUCUAUAAUAUAAAUGAUUUGCAAGUUGUGUAUAUUUAUCAA
Ipomoea triloba (trilobed morning glory) is the source of this 3950-nucleotide messenger RNA. RefSeq names its product disease resistance protein RGA2-like. Lineage: Eukaryota; Viridiplantae; Streptophyta; Magnoliopsida; Solanales; Convolvulaceae. The coding region runs from base 33 to 3611 and encodes 1192 amino acids. The record is from RefSeq and is a predicted model, not a curated record. Gene Ontology annotation, molecular function: ADP binding; protein binding. The transcript has a single exon.